Molecule: messenger RNA, 3175 nt
Organism: Dendrobium catenatum
Lineage: Eukaryota; Viridiplantae; Streptophyta; Magnoliopsida; Asparagales; Orchidaceae
Product: auxin response factor 2A-like
Exons: 15
Coding region: 239-2767 (842 amino acids)
Biological process (GO): regulation of DNA-templated transcription; response to hormone
Cellular component (GO): nucleus
Molecular function (GO): protein binding; DNA binding
Source: RefSeq, a predicted model, not a curated record
CACACGCACACUCACUCUUUCCCCCGGGCAGGGGAAAUUUUUUUCAUCCAUGUCGCUCAAGCAGGACGCCGAAGUGUAAAAGUGGGGGGAGAAAGAUGGAGAUGGUUUUUGCUUAGUUGAAACACCAACGCCGCUCAACAUCUUGGGGUUCAUCGCCGAUUUUCUUCUCCCUCUCCGAUACGAUCUUCACUCGAAGUUCCGGCCCCGUGAAUGUGAGAUAAUCGACGCCACACUUGGGAUGGCGUCGUUCGACGUCUCCGCGAAGCCCGGCAGCUGUAGUAUUCAUGAUGAAAACUUCUUGUCCGGCGCUAAUCCUUCUGUUUCCUCGCCAGCCCAGAAAGGAGCGGAGGACGUGCUUUACAACGAGCUUUGGCAGGCUUGCGCCGGUCCACUGGUGACAAUUCCGCGCUUAGGAGAGCUGGUGUUUUAUUUUCCUCAGGGACACGUCGAGCAGGUCGAGGCGUCCACGAAUCAGGCGGUUAACCAGCAGAUGCCGAUCUAUGACCUCCCGUCAAAGAUUCUCUGCCGCGUAGUGAACGUCGAUUUGAAGGCAGAGCUGGAUACUGAUGAGGUUUAUGCUCAAAUAACUUUGUUCCCUGAGCCAAACCAAGAUGAGAACGCAAUUAAAAAAGAGCCCCCGCCACUGCUGCCUCCAAGGCCUCAUAUCCAUUCAUUUUGCAAAAUUCUGACUGCUUCGGAUACCAGCACACAUGGGGGCUUCUCUGUAUUAAGACGGCAUGCUGACGAGUGCCUUCCUCUCCUGGACAUGGGGCGGCAGCCUCCAAGUCAGGAGCUGGUGGCCCAGGAUUUGCAUGGGGUUGAGUGGCGCUUCCGCCACAUCUUUCGUGGACAACCAAGAAGGCAUUUGCUGCAGAGUGGGUGGAGUUUCUUUGUUAGUUCUAAAAGGCUUAUUGCAGGUGAUGCCUUCAUUUUUUUGAGAGGGGAAAAUGGAGAACUUCGUGUGGGAGUGAGAAGAGCAAUGAGGCAGAAGACCAACAUUCCAUCCUCAGUCAUCUCUAGCCACAGCAUGCAUCUUGGCAUCAUUGCAACUGCAUGGCAUGCUAUUACCACUGGAACCAUGUUCACUGUUUACCACAAACCAAGGACAAGCCCUUGCGAGUUCAUCAUUCCAUUUGAUCGGUACAUUGAGUCUCUCAAAAAUAACCAUUCAAUAGGAAUGAAAUUCAAAAUGAAGUUUGAAGGUGAAGAAGCCCCAGAGCAGAGGUUCACUGGUACGAUAGUGGGCAUAGGAGAUCUUGAUUCGAGCAGUUGGCCUGCAUCAAAAUGGAGAUGUCUGAAGGUGCGAUGGGAUGAGAUUUCUUCUAUUCCUCGGCCUGAGAGAGUUUCCCCUUGGCAAAUUGAGCCAGCUACAACUCCAGUUAGUCCCUUACCUCUACCAAGACCCAAAAGACCUCGGGGGAAUGUGAUGCCCUCCACUUCCAAUUCAUCUGCUCUUGUAAGAGAAGGGACAUGUAAGGUUGCUGAAGAACCUUCUCAAACACACGAGAUUGUAAUGGAAAUGAAAGGAAAAAAUGUUUCAAAUUUGAAGAAUAGUAACUCUAGAAAUGAGAUGGAUUUUGAUCUCAAAACUAGUGGCUGGACGACCUCUAUUGAAGGGGUGAAAAAUCUGGGUUCUUCACAGAAAAGUUUGAGUUUAGAUGGUUGCAUUCAUAAGGUUAGGCAUGAAACUAUGUACACUGACAUGCUAACAGGCUUUGAAACCUCUGCUGGUUUGCAACAUUAUGGUAUGCCAUCAUCUGUACAUUCUUCUGGUGAUGCAAAGUCUUCAAGGAACUAUUUUCCUAGCCAGGAUGGUGAAUCUAACCUGCUUUCGAGCGAAUUAUCUUUGAUGCCAUCUCAUACUUCCAUGCAUUUUGAAGGAAAGAUGCCAACACAGACUAGUGAGCUGUGCUAUCGUGAUAAUCAAAAUCCUGGAUUUUACGGGGUGGGAAGAUACUCGUUGGCUCAUUGUCUCGCAUCCCAGCAACAUUAUCCGAACUGGUUGAUACAUUCAUCGGUGAAUUCUGGAGCAGAAUCUUUAUUACAGGCAAAGGUGCCAACUUUGCAGCCUUUCACAGCGGCCAAUGAUGAAGUUUUAAAGCCUAAAGAAGGUGGUAUCUACAAGCUAUUUGGGUUUAAUCUCAAUGGAAACCCUUGGAAUUCAAAGCCUGUAAUGCCAGAAGUAAACAUCUGCCAAGAAGCGACGUUGUUUACUGAGCCGAAAGCUAUACUGCCUAAACAAUUUGUUCCCGAAUCAGACCAACUUUCUGAUCGGUUCAAAGGUAGAAAAUCAGUUGACGUUAUCUAUUCACCGAAGGAGUAUGAGAAAUGUGCUCAAUUUUCUCUCCAAUCUGCUAAAGAUGUACGUGGAUCAUUAAGAAGCUUCACAAAGAUGCAUAAGCAGGGAAUUUUACUUGGGAAGUCAGUCGAUCUUACUAGGUUUAGCAGCUAUGCUGAACUCAUUGCAGACUUGGAUAAGAUGUUUAAGUUUGGAGGUGAAUUGAUUGGCUCUAGCAGAAAGUGGAUGGUAGUAUAUACGGACAAUGAGGGUGAUAUGAUGCUUGUUGGAGAUGAUCCUUGGGAGGAGUUUUGUAGCAUAGUAUGCGAGAUUUACAUAUAUACUACAGAGGAGGUGCAUAAAAUGAAUCCUGGAACACUCGAGCGAAGACCUGAAGACAAUGCACGUUUGCUGAAGGAUAAUAUAGUUGCAGAAGAAAUAAAGGCCGCUCCAUCAGACUUUGAAUCUAAGAGCCAUGAAAUUCGAUAAGAAAUAUCUCAUAGAUUUGCAAUGACAUCAUAGCCGAUUGAAUGGAAAUUUCGAGGACCAUUACCAUAAUUGAUGUGAUAACUCUUCUUCAUUCUUAUCCUCUUCUUUCCCACUCCCCCUCUCUCUUUCUCUCCAGGCGGGCCAGCCAUUGCUGAAGUCUCGUCCUUCUCUGGAACAGUCGCUCUCAUUGUGGUUGGGCUUCCCUUAAAUUGAAAUACAAUUAUGGAUGCGAUUGUGUUUUUUAUUAGCUUUUUAUUCCUAUUUAACACCUUUGCCUUCCCCACAUACCACUUCCUGCUUCUUAAAUGUUUGUACAGGCUUGUGAUUUUUGUAAAAGUUUUCUGUUAUCAUGGUAACCUUGUCAUUUUUCAUGUGUAAAUAUAUGAUGUGUUUCUAGUUCAAUUUCUA